AUGAAGCCGCUAGCAUUCCUCCUUCUGAUCACGGCAUACACCGGGCUGCUCGUGUCAGCACAGGAAACAUGCUUCAAGGCCUGCACACGGGACUCGGGCAUCAACGAAUGCACCGGCAGCACCCCGCACGACGACCAGGCCUGGACUGCGCUUGAUAUCUCCGUACAGACCUGCUACUGCGACGCAGCUAUAUUAUUUGCAGUCUGUAGCCCGGGCUGUAGCACGUUAGGAUUCUCCGCAGAUGCGUUUGGACGGUCGCUAGGGCAGUGGAGAUACAUAGACGGCGUGUGCAACAGCACAGUGGCCUCCUUCACGGCCACGGCGGUCAUCAGCACAAACACUGAGUUCAACCUCUCCUACACAGUACCCUACAGCGGGAACCUCACCGCCGCUGCAACCCCCACCGCAUCCAGCAACAGCAGUAGUAGCGCCCCCAUCACCACUACACUCUCCACCCCAACUCCCACCUCCACCCCGCUCGCUGACUCCUCAUCACCAUCCCCCUCCUCCCCCAGCACCCGCACAAUCGCCCUAGCCGUCAGUCUCUCCAUCGUCGGUGCAAUCACCAUCUCCGUGGCGCUGUGGCUCCUCUUCCGCCGCCGCCGCCGCAUACAGUUGACGCAGAAUAUAUACGAGACACGCAACGCCAUGGUGAUAGUCGUCGGCCCCGACGGGCUCCCAAUGAGCCCCGACGCGCCGGAGUAUCCGCCGGAGAUGCGGGAUCCCAAUAAUGAGAAUGUGAAGCGGUGGAUUGCGGAGCAGCAGGAGAGGGAGCCGGAUCUGUCGGUGGGGUAUACGCUGUGGACGGACACGGAGCUGGCGCUGACGGAUGCGGGUGAUAUGGAUCGGGAGAGAGAUAGGGAGAGGGAUAGGGAGCGGGAGAUGGAGACGAUUACGGAGUUGGAUGAUGGCGAGGGGAGCCGGAGGGGGGGGAGGGCGUGA
Molecule: messenger RNA, 942 nt
Organism: Morchella sextelata
Lineage: Eukaryota; Fungi; Ascomycota; Pezizomycetes; Pezizales; Morchellaceae
Exons: 1
Coding region: 1-942 (313 amino acids)
Source: RefSeq, a predicted model, not a curated record